AGCAGUGUGAGCAUGUUCGAGUUCGAAAGUUGUUCUGCUUGUGUUUGAAUACUUAUGUUUUAGCGCUUGGGGAACACGUGUAUACUUCGCUCUUUAGUUCGAAGCUAAUUACUUUAUUAUUAGUGUUCAUAUCUAGUUUUACAGUAGACUAAAAUUACAAGAUGUAAGAGCCACAACAGAUCUGUAUUUUCGCUAAAAAACCUGCUGAUGACUCAUCAGUGAAUUGGUAUCUUGUGUUGACUGUUGACAGGUGCAUUAGUUUCAUUUUAGUUGGACAAAAACAUUAAAAAAUAUGGCUAAGAUAUUAAAGCAGUUAGUUUUUGGACAGAAGAAAAAUCCCCCGGCCCCUCCAAUGCCGGAUUAUCAAGGCGAAGAAACACCUAAAGGAGAAUUUGCUGAUCAUGAUUAUGAAAAUAUAUCCAAAUUUUCUUCAGAAGGACGAAGUAGUGUACGAUUUCAAGAGCCUAAAGAACCUGAGCUGGUAGUUUUCGAGAACUACAGCGAACCAGCUGAUCUGCUUCGGAAUGACCUGUCCGCGUUUAGUCACGAAGACGAGAGUGAUCCUGUUUACAUGGCCCCCGUGGAUGAUACAAGGCAGUCCUCUAAUUGGACCACUAACGAGGAGGAAGACAUGUAUUGUGUGCCCUAUGAAGGAUCAGAUGCCCCUCCUCCAUUACCUUCUCCGUGUUUAGGACCAGGACGUUCUAGUGAUGCCAGCAACUUGAAAGACGAUCCUCUUUCUGCAGAUGAUGCGUAUGAUGUAGUUCCCGAUAUCAGUGCCGAAGAUGAGUGUGUUGGAUCAACACCUGUUGACGAUAUCCGUCCGUGCGAAGAAUAUGACGAACCCUGGGAAUGGAGCGUGGGAGCCCGGCUCACAAGCAGUUUGCAAGUGUCUCCCUCCUCGCCUGGAGCUCUAUCCCUAGAUACCACAGAGGACAGAACUUUCUCUGAACCAGCAGUUGGAGCUUCUAGCGAAUCCUUGCUGUCCGAUUCUGAGUCCUGUUGUGACGAAGACGAAAUGACGGCCAGACAGAGAAGACUUUAUGAGACCGCUUUCGACAGCCGCGUCAAGCGUGAUGCAGAUGACCUUGAUAGGUUGAUGCAGAGCCCCGUGCUGCAGGGCGACCUUUACCACAACAGUCGGACCUCAAACGAGGUUGUGACGCGAGCAGCGUCACGAUCAUCCUUCGGGUCCACAAGUGGUAGCUCUGCGUCGAGCACGCCUACUCACCAACCUAUGGUGAUCUCCCGUGAUUCGCCACGACAGCGUCACCAACCACUUCACUUCACACCCACCGAAAGGAGAAAGGUGACUCUCAUCCGGGAUCACCUUCCCAGGUCUUCCUCCCCGCAGGCCCGUAUCCUGAAUUUGGUCUCGGGUGGCGAACCCAUAUCAAAAGGAUUUGUGCAAGGAGAACUCAAUCGCAAUGGGGCCAAAGUGCUGAAUACCAAUUACGAUCGCAAGAUAUCGUUUAACAACCAAUGGGACAACGUGUCCAGGUGUUCGUCCGACAAAAGCUCCAGUCAAGAAUCGAUGAACGUUGUAGAUCCAAAGGACGAAUUUAGGUUAUCGUCCAAUAACUCAAAGAAUGAACAGCAACAACAAAGAAACUUUAAUUUAGGUAAAAGUGCUAGUCGUGAUAACUUAGUAUUUAGGGACGAUCGAAGGAACUUAACGGCUAAUUAUCCAAGUAAUUGGAAAGAAUUGACGAAUGCGAGGUUAGAGAACUCGAAUCAGAAGAAUGUUCAAGAUAAUGUGUUCCAGAAGGAUGGUGCACAAGAUGAACCUAAUUCCUUUGUUUCGAAAAAAUCUGUGGGCAUCCAUUCUGGUGUAAAGGUGCUACCUACAGACAAUACCCGCUUAAGUAAAUCCAAAAACAAAGCAAAUCCAUUACUUUCCGACUCCUGUCAACCUCAUAACCAAGUUCUGGAUCCUGAGCUGAAAGAAAACAACUCUCAAAACCUUCCUCCGAGCAACGAAGACGCUCGACGCAAACCGAUGAGGCCUACCAGUCUCUUGUCCGAAGUCCGACCUCUAGACAAUGUUCCCCAGAGUCCGGACAGCGACAACAGACCUUCGGACGAAUAUGAUCCUCCCUGGGAAUUCAAGUCCAACAUUUUGAGGCCUUCCGUUAACGGGUCCAUAUCCGUUCCAGAGAGAUUGUCUCAACCAGCGUGCAAUCAAAGCCAAUUAUCGUCUUCCGCCACACAUGACAAGCUGGAGAGUGAAGACCAGAGUGAUAAAAGCCUUCCAGUAGCUAUGCCGAAAUCUCUGCCUGCGAAGCCUAGUCUUUCAUCCAGGCCUAACUUGAACUUGAAUCUGAACCUGAAUUCCGAUUCGCCCAGGAAAGCCAGACAGAAUCUGUCCCUGAAUUUCGGUUGUGCUGCUCUGAGUGCUGUGGGUGAAAAAGUGGAUGCCGAGCUGACGCUGGAAAAGCAAGGGUGGUACCACGGGUCCAUUAGUCGGCUGGACGCCGAGAACUUACUGCGGGUGCUCAAGGAAGGCAGCUAUCUAGUGAGGAACAGCGAAAGUUCCAAACAAGAUUAUUCCCUGUCUCUCAAGAGUGCCCGUGGCUUUAUGCAUAUGAAGAUAGUCCACAGCGACGGUCGAUUCAUCCUGGGACAGUUCAGCAAUCCAUUUUCCAGCAUACCCGAAAUGAUCCAUCACUACUCAAUCAACAAACUCCCCAUCAAAGGAGCCGAGCACAUGUCCUUACUCUAUCCGGUUAUAGACCAGCUCCUAUAACGACCACCGGUCCUCAUCCAUCACAAUAAUCCGGACGAUGAUUACAUUCCUUGGUUUUUGUCCCCUUCCUUUUGUUACGUGUUAUUUGUUGGAUUUGUGUAACAGCAUUUCCGCUCGCUCAACCUUCCGAUCCAGAGAGCUUCUUAAGGUUGUCGUCCCUCAAGAAGCACAACUAAUGAUCCGUGACACGGAAUACUGAAUAAUAUUUCCAACCUAAAUACGAGACGAAGCUCCUUUACUAGCUCAUAAUAUAUUUUAUGUUGUAAUACAUUGUAAUUUCAUAUUUUUAAUAUACUUUUGACUGUACUUGUUUUUAAACAAGGACCCCAUUUCCUUAGUUGAUAUUUACAUAAACCAUCUAAACCCACAAAAACAAAUUGCUAAGUUUCAUGGAGUUUCUUAUAUAGAAAGCAGGUCUUUCUUCGACAUUUUUUCCUUUUCAAAUAAUUUCAAGAACGCAUUAUGUAUUUAUUUAUUAUGUGCUAUUUAACUUCAGCUACUUUUCGUGUUCCACAAAUGUAAAAUACUAAACUAAAAUAUACAGGUAUAUUAAACAAUUCUUUUAGUGUAUUUGACAAUUCUUUUUUCAAAAAGCAAUAAAAUUAAUGAAUAAAUAAAAGCAAUAAUAAUAAUAAAUACAAGCUACAAUACUGGGAAAUAGUGUUGAAAGAAAUGGGUAAAAAUGGAGUAAAAUAAAAAAAAAGGAUAAAUUAUAUGUACGGAAUAUAAAUAAUAAUAAUAAUAAAUACAAUAUACAAAUAAAUAUAUCAUUUUUCGGCAUAGGAAGAUUUGAUAUAAAAUUAGUUAGCAAAUUUUAAUAAGUUGUCUUAAUCGUUAGGAUUUUUUUUUUAAUUUUUGAUUAAUAAUAGUUAAGAAUCAGAGAAAAAUGCAUUUAAGCUAUGUCUUUAAAAUAGCAAUAAAUUAUUAACAAUCCUAUUUGAGAUAUGGAUUCAAAGGACAGAAAAAUAUGACUAAUAUGAAAAAUAACAUAGUGUUAUAGUGAAAUUAUUGUAUAAAAACAAUUCAAUUCUCACAUCGACUCUAGCUAUUUAUUUAUAUUUUAAAAUUUUAAACCCUUAAAAUAAUGUUAUUUAUUUAUGUGAUUCAAGAGGAUUUUUUUUUUAAUUCAUAAUAUUUCGGAAGGAUUUUCAGGUUAUUAUUUCUGAUGUUUCUUGACCAAUUAAUGUUUUGAUUAGAAUCAAUUAAUGUUUUGAUUAAAAAAAAUAUUAGUAGCUAUGAAGAAUUCCUUUCUUAAAAACGCUGACCACAUUCUGAAAUUAAUGAGGGAAAACUUUUCUGGUUUGAUUUUCUGUUUGAAUUUAUUAUAUGCACCAUUUCUCGUGCAUAUGUAAUUAAAACGAAUUUAAAAAUUUCAGUUAAUGCUAACUUGGUACAAACUUCAUUAAUAUAAUUUUUUUUUUUAUAUAAGAGCGUGUUAAAAGUGGAUGACUUUUACGUCUUCUUAAAUGAACACUUAAUAAAGAAAAUGUUUAUCUUAAAAAUCUCAAUAGAACGCUUGAAACCCUGCGCUCUGUCUUCUUAUAAUCUUUAUAAUUGCGAAUUCAUGCCGCUGCAAACAUCUCCAAGCAAUUAAACUGCAUAAUCCUUUUCGAACCAUUUGCGUUUUUAAUGCCGUCUUAUUUUGCGACUCCUUGAACUAUAUAAGCUGUCUUAAGAAUUUUUCCAUGCUACAUAAUUGCCGAUCGCGUCAUUUUGCUUGCCCAAAACUUAUUUCCAUUAGAAUUCAUCGUUAAAUUCUACUUAACAGGAAAAAGCUUUAAAUGGCUGCCAGCGUAAGAGGCAUUUAGUCAUUAACCCCCAAGCUUUAUUCAAAUGUGCUAUCAGAAAGUCGUUCAUUAACGGGACCGAGGACGAAGGCUGUUCAUUCGCGCAUCCCUCUUUACAGAUGCAUUCUGACAAUGAAAAGCUUUUUUUGUUUUUCCUAGGUUAUGCGAAAUAUUGUUUCUGUUCUGUUCUGAAACGAACCAAUUUUUAUCUUCCGAAUAAAAAUUGUAAUAUUGUCUCUAAAAUAUGGUUUAAAUUUGACUACUUGAUUAUUGUUUGUUCCAUGAAAGAAAAAUUUGUACGAGAGCUCUUGUUUUUAAAAUUGAUUUUAAACCACUUCAAUAGGUUAUACAUCGCAAAUUAUGUGCGAAAUGAGUUUAUUUUAAUCUAAUGGCUGAACUCAUUCUCUUUAAAUAAUCCAUGCCUUUUCUAAAUCUCAGUACUUAAAAGAAAGUAGUCAUUUUAUUUGUGUACUUAAAGUGUAGAGUUAUAAUAUGAAUUUGCUAGUACUUACAGAAAUAAAUAUAUACUUAAUACUGGUUUAAGCUCUUGAUUUGAAGUGCAGGAAAAAAAAUCGUAUAUUGCCUUUUCAUUUGCUAAACUUUAAAAAGAGACUAUGAAAGCGAGCCAUGCAUUUUUGAUCUAUAUAUUUUUAAGCACUUACUCUUUUUGCGAGAAUUAGUUUUAUUGGUUGUAAAAUAAUAAUAUAAAUUAAUUCAAAUAAAAGUUAUUACAUGUAAUUAUGUAAAGAUAGUUGAUUUCAUUUACCUUUUUCCUGCAUAAAUUCUAGAAUUUCUUCGUAUCUCACAUGAUUUCUUACUACCUCAUCCAUUUAUCUACUAAAUUUUAUAAAAGAUACAAUGCAUUGUUACACGAAAACAAAAAAAACCCAGCUACAAGUGUUAUAAAAAGUUUUUUAAACCUCAUUG
This is a messenger RNA of Argiope bruennichi, 5460 nucleotides long. RefSeq lists its product as uncharacterized. NCBI's taxonomy places the organism in Eukaryota, Metazoa, Arthropoda, Arachnida, Araneae, Araneidae. The transcript is spliced from 8 exons. The coding region runs from base 293 to 2746 and encodes 817 amino acids. Gene Ontology annotation, molecular function: phosphotyrosine residue binding. The record is from RefSeq and is a predicted model, not a curated record.